This is a messenger RNA of Trichomonas vaginalis G3, 234 nucleotides long. Its product is annotated as trimeric LpxA-like superfamily. The record is from RefSeq and is a predicted model, not a curated record. The coding region runs from base 1 to 234 and encodes 77 amino acids. Lineage: Eukaryota; Parabasalia; Trichomonadida; Trichomonadidae. The transcript has a single exon.
AUGAACUGCGCAAUUGCCUUAGAUAAUAGCGUUGUGACCGAAAACACAUAUAUUCCAAGCUACACCUUUGUUGCUCCAGCUGCCGAAAGGUUCAUUAGCAGUUCUGCGAAUAUUGAUAGUCCAAUUUGCAUCGGAAGAGGCGUAACUAUAUAUGAUAAUGCCGUAAUCUGCUACAAUGUCACCUUAAGUGAUGGUUAUUCUAUCCAAGAAGGCGUAGUUAUCGGAAACGGUUGA